Messenger RNA from Vombatus ursinus (common wombat), 882 nucleotides. Its product is annotated as mitochondrial glycine transporter-like. The record is from RefSeq and is a predicted model, not a curated record. Gene Ontology annotation, biological process: glycine import into mitochondrion. Gene Ontology annotation, molecular function: glycine transmembrane transporter activity. Lineage: Eukaryota; Metazoa; Chordata; Mammalia; Diprotodontia; Vombatidae. The transcript is spliced from 6 exons. Gene Ontology annotation, cellular component: mitochondrion. The annotation marks the transcript as partial.
GGAGGAAGAUUUCCAAGAGAGAGGCCACAGAAGCGGGUUUGUAGGGGCGGGGGGCGUUUUCUGGGACCUCCCCACGUUUCAGCAGCAGCCCCCGAGGAAGGCAAGAGGGUUGGAAGAUGGGGAGACAGAUGCAGCAGCGCCAGGGAAGCCCGUGAAAAGGGCCUCGCUGUCUGUCGGAGGAAGCCUCCCCUCCCUAACAGUGACUUCCUCCUGGGAUACCGGUCCCGGCCCACCUCGCUCCUCCUGGGUCCCACGGAGCUGGGAGUGAGCUCCCGGGGAGCCUGGCGGGCUUUCUCUGGACGCUGCCUUUCUCAGCCCGACCCGAGCGCAUCCUCUUCAAUGAUCCAAAAGUCCCGGGCCCCGCUACUCAAAACUCAAGAUGUUGGAGACAGAGUGGAAACUCUUAUGUUGCAUCCUGCCAUAAAGGCCUUUCUGUGUGGUUCCAUCGGUGGGACCUGUUCUGCUCUUCUUUUUCAACCUUUGGAUCUGCUUAAAACCCGACUGCAGUCUCUCCCAGCACACCAUGGGUCUAAACGCAUUGGAAUGGUCUCUUUGUUAUGCAAGGUGGUUCGCACAGAGAGUCUGCUGGGACUUUGGAAAGGAAUGUCUCCAUCCAUUGCAAGAUGUGUCCCUGGAGUCGGGAUCUACUUUGGGACCCUCUACUGCAUGAAGCAGUACUUUCUCUUGGGGCAGCCCCCUACAGCCCUUCAGUCUGUCAUGCUGGGUAUUGGCUCCCGGGCUGUUGCAGGGGUCUGCUUGUUACCCAUCACUGUGGUCAAGGCAAGGUAUGAGAGUGGGCAGUAUGGCUAUGAGAGCAUCCGUGGCGCCCUGAAGAACAUCUAUCAAACAGAAGGGCACAAGGGCUUGUUCAGGGGAUUGACG